GGGAGGAGGAACGUGUUGUCGUCUUCUCAUCUCGCACUCGAUACCGUGCUUGUGGCCAUUUGUCUGCUUGCAGUGAGCUGCCUCUACGCUGUUUUUUUGCUCGUCGUUUGUCAUCGUUAUCUGGUAGUACUGUGUUGCCGGCUGCUCUUUUUGCCACGGAAAGGAUCGCACACAUUUUUGAUAUUGACGCCAAGGAAUAUGACAAGGCUGUUCUUUUAUUCGGCCGAAGUGGAAGUGGGUAAUCCUUCUGGAACCAUGGAGCCAUUCCCGAGGCGGAUGCCGACCGGACACGUAGAGUUGACCCCAAAGUCAAGGAAAGGGAUCCAUAUUCAUGGCCUGGAUCCCAAUCCAGAAUGGACACUGGAUGAUCUAAACCGUGAGCUGGACGCGCUGCUUCCGACAACAUCGGAGCCGUUGCUUCCUCGCGAUGUUCCGGUUCCAAGACAUAAAAAUGUUGUGACGUGGCGAGACCUCCGAGAACCUGCCAAUUUUAAGGGAAGAUCUGGUCCUUUUAGGAUGCGUGCCCCGAGCUUCGACUCCUCUGACUCGUCUGAUGACUCUGACGUUGAGACUGAGGAGGCGCAGGGCAUUCCUCGUUACGAGGAAGAGGACGACGAAGAUGGGAACCGAUCUACCUCAGAAGACGGCGACAACGAUCAAGGCCCAAGGAAUGCCGAUGCUACAAGAAGUGAAAUUGAAGAGGAUCUCAGCAGAGUCCAUCUCCAGGGAGUGGAGAAUAGGACUGGCGGCAGCAAUUUGUUGACAAGACCUGAUUUGGAAGCAGUGGCACUCUUCGAGUUACGAAGGGCGCGCUGUUUGAGAAUGCAGGACAUGUUGCGGACAACCAAUGUCCCCUUCCAGCGGAUGAUUAUGUUGCAACGACAGCACGAGGCUGAGCGAAUCGCUGACGUCGAGAGGGACAUGGAGGCGAAGCAAGAGAGGCUGAGGGCUGCGGAUCGACAGUCUCAGAGGGAAAUUGCCGAAGCGAGGGACAGUCACUUAUCCCAGCUACAACGGCAUCAUCAGCAAAGGUUGGAGACGGAAGACAGGAAGUUGAAGCGUGAUGCGGAAGUGGAAGAGCUUGCCACCAAGGCUGAGAGAGAGAAGCAGCUUAAGGCGAAGGCGGAAGAAGAGGAGGCAGCAAGAAGGAAGGCUGAAGCCAAGGCCGCUGCAAGAAGGAAGGCCGAAGCAGAGGCCGCCGCAAGACAGAAGGCAGCAAUGGAGGCCGCGAAGAGGGCCAAAGAAGAAGAAGAAGCUGCUGCUGCUGCUGCUGCUGCUGCUGCUGCUGCUGCUGCUGCUGCUGCCGCUGCCGCUGCUGUUUCAAAUGCAUCUCGCGCCCGUGAUCUAUCAGCAACAGUGAAUCAAGGACAGGAUAUGGAGAAUAGAGCCUCUACUUCUUCUGCUGCCGGAAUUCCUGGCCGUCAGAUCCUCGCCAAGCCAAACCCUCCUUCUGCCCCCGGUGUAAAGCAGAAGGAGCAACAAGGCAAAGCUUCUCAAAGCUCUGGUCCAUCUUCGCGCAUUAGAAUUGCUGAAAGUGCGGCUACCGUGGAAGCAGAGCGUCUAACGAGAUUAAAAGCUCUCGAGGAAGCAGUUCGUCCGUACGAAAGGGACGAGUCAUUGAAGAAGGAAAGGCGGAGUCAUGAGCGGAAAAUCAUUCUGGCUGUGCAGCAGAUUUCCGCUACUCAGGAGCAAGUCCGGCGUAAGUCGAGAGAGCUGGGAGAGCUUCUGAGUAACCAACGUCUGCCGCAGCAGUUCAUGGUGCUCAGCUUUGCGUCGAAGAUGCUGUCGCAGUGCGAGGUGCAGGUUCAGAAGCUGCCCACAUUUGCGUUUCCUCUGGCGAAUGUGGCAGUGAACGUUGCCGUACAGGUGCCGGGUGUGAUGGAAAUCCUGUUGGCGCGACUGCACGAGGUGUGCAUCUACACGGUACCCAAGUACUUUCUAUACAACAAGAACGCAUACGCAUCAGAUGAAGAGUACUUCAAGAAGCUUGGGUAUCGAGAAGAAGACGGAACGCAAGAAAGCGAAGAUAGUUACAUCGGCAGAAUGACCGGCUACAUGACCUUUUAUGGUGCAAUCAUUCAGACUGAAGUCAGUAGCGGCACAAAUCCGCAUGGUCUUCCGCAUGGGUGGGCGUGGAUGGCACGGCUGCUGAACAAUCUUCCAGCCAAUCGGGCGACAGCAUCAGCUCUUGAAGCCUUUCUCAAGGUUGCAGGUUAUCGAUUAAAUAGGGAGUAUCCAAAGCCAUUUCUGAAGCUGAUCGCCGUCAUAGAUCGGGAGGUCCUGUCCGUUCUUCGAGAGAAGAAUGAUCCGGAUGCGCGAGCCGUCGUAAGCCGUCUACAGAUGUAUAUCCAGAGGUCUCUGUACAAACAGGUACCUGACGGUCGAGAUCUUCCUCUAAAGGACAUGUCCGCAACUUGCAGAGCAUGAGGUGAGUCAGAAAAAAAAUAUAUGCCAACCUCGCCAACACCAGUGUUUUUUUUUUUUUUUUUUUUUUUGGGUUCGUAACAAACACCCCGGUUUGUC
Molecule: messenger RNA, 2523 nt
Organism: Chara braunii
Lineage: Eukaryota; Viridiplantae; Streptophyta; Charophyceae; Charales; Characeae
Source: the annotation of a GenBank genome assembly